UGGACCAUAAAUCUAAAACAUUAUUUAAAAAUGCCAUGUCACGGCAAAAAUAAAGCUUUGACCACAUUUUUAUAAAGAAUUUUUGGCGGUAAAAAUCACAUAAACAUACAUCGCAACAUCAUGCAGGGACUGGAUUGUUACUGGUGGGAGGCGGAAUAAAACCCAAUAACUGUCCAGUUUGAUUUAGUAGUUUACUCCUCGGGUACGUGUGAAGUCCUCACUGAAUGACGUUCAUUCUAUAAGCAGUGAGCUUCACCUCGAUGCCACAUUCACAUUCCCUGCGAUUAUAAAGCCCGGUUUGGCGCGGCUGACGCCAUUUUUAUCCCGAUCCGGAGCCAUGGCCAUGCUCAGAGUGUCUUCAUACCGCCGGCUGUUUGACGACGACAGGUGGAGUCCUAACGGAGGGCCGAGGCUGCGCCAGGCCUCCGCCAGGUGUGCCUCUGCAGACCAAUGUGGCUGUGAUAAAAUAGACUUUGUUGCAGCCAAAGCUCUGAACAAAGCGGGUCUGGACCAGUUCGUCCAGGAGCGGACCAACAUGGCUGCCCUCAACGACCGGCUGGCCAAACUCAUUGAGUUGGCUCACGGUUUGGAAGAGGAGAAGAGCUCUCUUGAAAGCCAGAUUGCUGAUCUGGAGGAGAAUCUGAACGGUCGAUCCGCCUUCACCGAAAUCACCUGCACUGCAGCGAAACCGAAGUUCAGCUUGGAGGCAGUGGUGGAAAAACUGCGCAGGCAGAGGGAUGAGAUUAUUUGUGACACAGAGGAGCUGAAGGAAGAGCUUGAAUGUCUCCAGAAGGAGUUUGAGAAAGCUGCACAUCAGAGGAUUGUCGUCCAGCAGGGACAACAAGAUGCUGCUGAGGUGGUCGAUGCUGUGACUGCAGAGUGUUUGGCUCUGAGGGACCAGGUGGCCGUCUAUGAGGAACAGCUGGCCAACAUGGAGACCCAACACAAGACGGAGGUGCAGAGCCAGCUGCAGCCAGAUGAAAAGGCGCUGGCUGCAGCUGAGAUCAGGUUUGGCAGCCCUGACAUCACCGCAGUCCUGGAAGUGAAGGAGUACCACCGCCAGCUGGCCGAAAGCCUCCAG
Poecilia reticulata (guppy) is the source of this 1081-nucleotide messenger RNA. The record is from RefSeq and is a predicted model, not a curated record. Lineage: Eukaryota; Metazoa; Chordata; Actinopteri; Cyprinodontiformes; Poeciliidae.